GUAUGGGAUACCCGGCUCACUGUCAUAACGAUCGUUCUGAAUGUGGCUCUGAUUUUCGCAAAGAUAACAGCUGCUAUUCUCUCCGAUUCGCUUUCGAUUAUUGCUUCAGUGGUCGACAGCGCCAUGGACAUCACUUCAGGAUUGGUCUUGUGGUACACUUGUCGACUGAUUGAAAGAUCAAACAAGCACCAUUAUCCCGUCGAUCCAGUCCCGACGGGUCGACCAUGCCGCAAUUGCUUCCGCUCGUUAUCCUCUGCACAGACAGCGAUCAAAGCAGUGCUUUACAUCAUCUGUCGUACACGAAAUACUUCUGCCAGUCGGAUUUUGGCCAUUGAUCAGCGGAAUGACUGUUUCACGAACAUCGUCGCUCUCGCUGGUGCCUAUAUAGGCCACCAGUGGUGGAAGUACGCAGAUCCUAUUGGAGCUGCCAUUCGAACUCUCAUCAUAGUUACAUGGCUGUUCACUGUGAAGGAACAAGUGCCGCUGUUGAUUGGAAAAUCGGCGAGUCCACAACUAAUCAAUCGCAUUAUAAACGUGGCCAUCAGUCACGACGAGCGCAUCAAACAUCUGGACACCGUGUACGUCUACCACUUUGGAGCCAAUUUCCUUGUUGAACUGCAUGUGGUGAUGGACCGGGAGAUCAAUUUGUGUGAAGCGCACGACGUGUCAGAAACACUGCAGUUGAAGCUCGAGCAGCUUUCUUUUCGUUGA
This is a messenger RNA of Ostertagia ostertagi, 711 nucleotides long. The record is from the annotation of a GenBank genome assembly. Lineage: Eukaryota; Metazoa; Nematoda; Chromadorea; Rhabditida; Trichostrongylidae.